AUGAAUGAGAACAACAUAUCAGAGUUACUGGAUCAGGAUAUGUCGGAUUGGUCCGACGAUGAUGACUCGGAUGCUGAUCCCGAUUUUCAAUUAGAGAAUGAUUCAAGCGAUGAUUCAAAUUAUCGUUAUGACCUAUUUGCACUUGGUAAUGAACAUGAAGAUGAUAUUGAUAUUGCGAUUCCACCAACGCCUGUUACUGUUCCUUCAUCAAUACGUCAUGAAGAUGCAUCAGAACCCUUAUGGAAUGAUGUUGAUGAUGCCUUUCAAUCGAACGUAUUAUUCAACCCAAAAAAUGAGCCAGUGGGCAUUAAUCCUGAUGUUAUUGAAACCCUAAUCGAAGGUAGCCCUUAUGAUUUUUAUUCGUUAUUUUUGGACGAUGAUGUGAUACAUUUAUUGGUUAAAGAAACUAACAGAUAUGCGAAGUCUUUAUUGUCAACCAGAAUCAGUCCACACUCACGGUUACAUACAUGGGUAGAUGUUACUUCUGUUGAAAUGAAAAACUUUUUAGGUAUUAUUAUGUGGAUGGGUUUGUGUCCCCAACCAUCAAUUGCUUCAUAUUGGAAAAAAAGUAAAAUAUAUGUAUCUUAUACACCAAAAUAUAUGACUAGAAAAAGAUUCGAACUUCUUUUGCGCUCAUUUCAUUGUUGUAAUAAUGAUGACUGUCCUCCUGGUGACCGUUUAUUUAAAGUAAGUGGAUUACUUGACUUACUUUUAUCAAAAUAUAAAAUGGCACGUACACCAAAAGAGUCUAUGUGCAUUGACGAAUCCAUUGUUCCUUUUGUAGGUCGUCUUUCAUUUAGACAAUAUAUACAAAAUAAAAGACACAGAUACGGUAUUAAGAUAUUUAAAUUGUGCAUUGACAAUUUCUAUACUGUUGGAUUCAAAAUUUAUGCUGGUAAGGAAUCUGUUGUUGGCCAGAGAGUAUCAACUAGAAUUGUUACUGAAAUGGCAGAAGAAUACCUGGAUAUGGGUAGAACAAUGUACACCGACAAUUGGUAUAGCAGCUAUGACUUAGCCACUGAACUUUUAAAAAGAUCUACUCAUUUGGUUGGUACUCUGCGCUCAAAUAGAAAAAACAACCCCACAGAAGUUAUAAAAAAGAAAUUAAAAAGAGGAGAAGUUAUAGCUAAACAAUGCAAUAAAGGUAUAACAGUAUUGUAA
Messenger RNA from Macrosiphum euphorbiae (potato aphid), 1161 nucleotides. The record is from the annotation of a GenBank genome assembly. Lineage: Eukaryota; Metazoa; Arthropoda; Insecta; Hemiptera; Aphididae.